This is a messenger RNA of Cladophialophora psammophila CBS 110553, 3309 nucleotides long. Its product is annotated as elongation factor 2. Gene Ontology annotation, cellular component: ribonucleoprotein complex; cytosol. NCBI's taxonomy places the organism in Eukaryota, Fungi, Ascomycota, Eurotiomycetes, Chaetothyriales, Herpotrichiellaceae. The transcript has a single exon. Gene Ontology annotation, molecular function: GTPase activity; GTP binding; ribosome binding. The record is from RefSeq and is a predicted model, not a curated record. Bases 1 to 3309 code for a protein of 1102 amino acids. Gene Ontology annotation, biological process: cytosolic ribosome assembly.
AUGCCCCCGAUCCCACCGUCGCGCCUGGUCGCGCUUCAAGCCAACCCACAGAACAUCCGCAACAUCUGCAUUCUCGCGCACGUUGAUCAUGGCAAAACAUCUCUUACGGACUCACUGAUCGCUACCAAUGGGAUCAUCUCGCCGAAGAUGGCGGGGAAGGUCCGCUACCUGGACUCGAGACCUGACGAGCAAAUACGUGGAAUUACCAUGGAGAGCAGUGCCAUCAGCCUGUACUUCAGUAUGAUACGCAGACAAAAGGAAGACCAAAAGCCAAAACAGGAGGAAUACCUGAUAAAUCUGAUAGACAGUCCUGGACACAUCGACUUUUCGUCAGAGGUCAGCACGGCCUCAAGGUUGUGUGAUGCCGCAGUUGUUCUGGUUGAUGCUGUCGAAGGUGUGUGUUCACAGACCGUCACAGUGCUUCGACAGGUAUGGAUAGAGAAACUGAAACCUUUACUCGUCAUCAACAAGAUUGACAGACUCGUAACUGAACUGAAAAUGACUCCAUCCGAAGCAUACUCACACCUUGAGAGAGUCUUAGAGGGGGUAAAUGCCGUCAUAGGAGGCUUCUUUCAAGGCGAGCGCAUGGAAGAACAUCUCAUGUGGAGAGAAAAACUUGACCAGGAAAGGGCGGCUAAAGAGCAACAGAAACAGGAUGCCAUGAGCGAGACCGUCUCGGAGGCUGACUUGGAUCAACAGUUCGAAGAGCGAGAUGACGAGGAUCUAUAUUUUGCUCCCGAGAAGAACAAUGUCAUCUUCGCCAGCGCAAUAGAUGGAUGGGCUUUCACUGUCCGCCAAUUUGCGAGCAUUUAUGAGAAGAAGCUAGGUAUCAAAAGAUCCCUUCUUGAAAAAGUCCUCUGGGGUGAUUUCUAUUUGGAUCCAAAGACCAAAAAGGUGCUCGGUCAGAAACAUCUGAAAGGAAGGAAUCUGAAACCGAUCUUUGUGCAACUUGUUUUGGAGCCUAUAUGGCAAGCCUACGAUGCCACGGUUGGCAUAAACGGAGGCCGGGGUGAUCCGGCUUUAUUGGAGAAGAUAACGAGGUCGUUGUCUAUCAAUUUGCCCGCCCAUAUCACAAGGUCGAGGGAUUCCAAAGCCAUCUUACAAGCUGUCUUCUCCUCAUGGCUACCACUGUCAACAGCCCUUCUUGUCUCUGUCAUUGAAUACUUACCAAGCCCUCCCAGCGCCCAGGCAAGUCGGUUACCCGAAAUGAUCGAGGAUCUGGUCAGUUCAAAGAGCAUCGACCAGUCUCUGAAAGAUUCCAUGAUCAAUUUCGACACCUCUGACUCUGCACCUGUUGUCGCGUACGUGAGUAAGAUGGUAGCGAUUCCCGAGAGUGAACUCCCCUCCAAGAGACGGAAACUCGGCGCCACCUUGACAGCAGAUGAAGCCAGGGAGCUCGCCCGACAGAAGCGUGCGGAAAUCGCCAAAGCACAGGCUGAAGCGGAAGGCGCGACCAAUGUGGACAGCAUAACCAAUGGGCUAAACGCGACAAGGAUCGGAGACGGUAAUGGGGAGAGGACCGCGCCUGAGCAACCAGAAGACCCGGAACAUUUAAUUGGCUUUGCCAGACUUUAUUCUGGGUCACUCUCUGUCGGAGACGAAGUCUACGUUUUGCCACCCAAGUUCAAUCCAGCUUUCCCUCAUGCUUCUCCAGAACCGAAAAAGGUGCCCAUCACGGCUCUUUAUCUCCUCAUGGGCCGAUCGUUAGAGUCACUGGACAAGGUACCAGCAGGGGUGGUCUUUGGCAUCGAAGGGCUGGAAGGCCACAUUCUCAAGACCGGCACAUUAUGCUCGCAGAUAGAAGGAGCUAUCAAUCUGGCCGGUGCUUCAACGCUCAGUCAGCCCAUCGUCAGGGUCGCUCUGGAACCCACGAACCCAAUGGAUCUGAACAAGAUGAUCAAGGGACUGAAACUGCUCGAACAAAGCGACCCGUGUGCCGUCUACGAGCAGAUGGAGAGUGGAGAACAUGUCAUCUUGACCGCGGGGGAGCUGCAUCUCGAAAGGUGCCUCAAGGAUUUACGAGAGCGAUUUGCAAAAUGUGACAUUCAGCCUGGUGAACCGAUCGUACCAUAUCGAGAAACAAUCGUGAAAGCGGAAGAAAUGGAACCUCCGAAGAACAAAGAUCUCCCGAGGGGAACAGCAAUCGCGGUCACUGCGUCAAAGACUGUAUCUGUCAGAUUGAGAGUUCGACCUCUGCCACAAAAUGUAACAGAGUUUCUUAUCAACCAUGGAGCGUCUAUCAGGAGGCUCUACGCAGAAAAGCAGGCUCAGGAGGAAGAGACAACGAAAGACGUCGACAGAGCGGACGAAGCCGGCCUUGUCAACGACACUGGUAGCAAUGAAAGAAGCAACCUCUCCCUCCAAGAAUUUCGAAAACAACUGAAAGCAGAAUUCGACGAUGUCAAAGAGGACAAAGAAGUCUGGGCAAAAGUUGUACCAAGGAUAUGCAGUUUUGGUCCUCGAAGAGUUGGUCCGAAUCUUUUCAUCGACGCCACGGGAGAACAAACUUGUAAGCGAUUUUUGUUUGAGCAGCAUGAAAUCACGGAAGGCGGAGAAGAUACAAAUGGGACGAAGAGCAGCACCGACGGCGUUGAAAACUCGACACCAAAGCAAGAUUUCUCGGACACAAUAGCAUACGCGUUCCAGCUCGCAACGUCCCAAGGCCCGCUCUGUCGUGAAUCGAUGCAAGGUGUCGCCGUCUUCCUUGAAGAGAUCAGCCAGCAGCAACAGCAACAACAGCCCACCGCCAGCGCCGAGCCUUCGUCCAAUGGCGACACUGCAUCAUCCGCGGCAGUUGAAUCAGGCCGCCUCACCGGCGAACUCAUAACGUCCGCGCGUGAAGCGAUCCGCUCCGCCUUCCUGGACUGGUCCCCGCGCAUCCUGCUGGCAAUGUACAGCUGCACCAUCCAAGCCACCCCCGAAGUGCUAGGCCGCGUCUACUCCGUCCUCACGCGCCGCCGUGGAUCAAUCCUCUCCGAGGCCCUCCUCGAAGGCACCCCGUACUUCACUAUCAGCGCGAAAUUACCCGUUGCCGAAUCUUUCGGGUUCAGCGAGGAAAUACGCAAGAGAACAUCUGGCCUCGCACAGCCGAUGUUACAAUUUGUCGGGUUUGAAUUGGUCGACGACGUCGAUCCGUUCUGGGUACCGAGAAGCGAAGAAGAGCUGGAAGACUUGGGUGUCCACGGGGAGAGGGAGAAUGUGGCAAAACGGUAUGUGGACGGGGUGCGGAGGAGAAAGGGACUGCUCGUCAGGGGAACGAGGGGUGUAGGAAGAGACGCAGAGAAGCAAAAGACUCUGAAGACGAAUUAG